AUGGUGUCCAGUGAAGAUGAGUUAAGGGAAAUUGAGAUGCUUGAGAUCCCUGAAGAUCUCUCUGAUACGGAUUCUCUUUCUGAUGAAUAUCAAGUUGUCAAUGCAGUAACACCUUCUACUUCAUCAAACACAGACGACAAUAUAACAACAGCUUCAUCAUCACCUCGUUCAUCAUCAGACGAAACCACAAUUUCAUUCAUUGAACAAGACCACAUAGAGUUACAAGAGUGGCUUAACUCUGAUGCCAAAUUUCAGUUCCAGUUCGACGAACGUAGAUACAAGCAUUCUGUUAAGCAUGGAGGAGGCGUGUCUGUGGAGUUUGUCAAUGCGUUGUUCAAGAUUUAUGAAAACUUUUCUAAGGCGAUCGCUAUUGAUGAAGAAAGUGACGACGACAAUAAUAGCAUGUUUGAUGAAAUGAUUGGUGUCAUUAGCGGAGACUAUAAAUCAUUUAAGCAAGAGAGAAAACAUGAGAAACAAAUAGAGUUGACCAACGCCAUAAACAAGAUCAUAGAAGUCAUAAUUCAGAGAAUUGAUGAAGAGGAAAGGAAAAUUGAAAAUAACGAAAGUGUUAUAUAUGAAUAUCAUAAAUUAUUGGCGGUUUUAGAAUGUCUCAAGGCCAAUUACUUUUAUGAAAGUGUAGUGAAUCGCCCUGAACUCAUCUCCAAUUGGAUAAAUAGAAUAGAUCCUAAACCUAGUAUGGAGUUGGUUGAGUCGAUUAUGAUAAAUACACCUGAACCUUACUUACAUCCACAAUUUUGGAAUACGUACCUUUCCCAGUUGAUAACUAGAGGAUUGCCUAGUCAAGCGGUAAAUGCGAUUGAGAGAUCAAAAUUCACUCAUUUACAAACAACAAAUCCAAUAUUAUUCAGUGUCAUUGAGGAUUUCAAGACAUUUUUGGCUAAUUAUACCAGUAUGUCACUAAAGCACCAGUUUAAUGAAUGGAAGCUUUCAUGCUGUGAAUUUAGAGAUUCUAUUUCCAAGGUUAAAUCUCAAAUGUCUAAGGACGACAACCGCCAUGUUAUCAUUUUACACCAGAUCUAUGAUUUACUAGGAAUACUAACGGGAUUACCCAAGACCAUUGCCAACGCUUGUGAACACUGGUACGAAGUAUAUUCUGCAUUUGCAUUAUAUAAAGUGAGAUAUGACGAUACGUUGUACAAGGGGUAUUUUGAGUCGUCUGUACUGGAAAGACCACCAGCCCCAGAAUCUUCCGAGAAUGAGUUAGACUGGGAUCAAAUCUGUUACAAUGCCUUGAAUGAAAGCUUUUUGAAAGUUCUUCAAAGCAUUGACAAAGUUGACUCCGCCACUAGUACAUAUGUAUCCAGAAUUUUUGAAUUGAAAGGAUUUUUGAAAGAUUACAGAAAGAGCAACCACAACAAUAACGACAAAGAUAGAAGGACUGUCUCGGAGUAUCUCGUUUCGAAAUACGCAUACCUGUGCUUAAAUAAUCAUGAUCUUGUACCAAUUGGAAUUGGAUUGUUGCUUGAUCCUACGGUAUUUGUGUCCAGCCAAUCAAAGAGCGACAAUAGAAAGACUAUUGCUGAGUUUUUACCACACUUUGAGUGCAAGACCAACGAUGAUUUGGAAUGGAGCUUGACCAUCUGCGCCAAGCUCAAUUUGAAGUCGACUUCCCAAGCUUUAUAUUUGAAGUUUGGUGAGAAGUCCUUAAAAGAUGGUUACCUUUACGAAGCCAUGAACAUGUUUGUCAAUUGCCAGACAUCUAGUAGUGGAGCUCUCGGCUCUUCUAACCCUGCAGUUUCAUACUCUAAUUUGGGAAUGGAGAAAGUGCACCACAUUGUCUGGGAGUUGAUAUUCCAAGAUGCCUUAGUUAAUAACAGACCAAUCAAGGAUGAAUUGAUAAACAAUAUAGUCAAAAAAGAUGUGGACACCAAAUUUGAUAUUCACCCUAUCCUAAAACAGUGCCUUUCCCCUUAUGCAGUUUUGUUUGAAUUCUACAAGUACUUAAGUACAGAUCCCGAGACAGCACUCACCAAACUUAGACAUUUGAUUACGUUCAAUUUCUUACCAAAGAAGUAUUAUCCUUUGCUCUUGUGCCAAUACUUCCCCUUCUUGGUAGACCCAAGCUACCAAUUCCAAUUGCCUCAGUUAAUAGGAAUAAUUGAGUACAUUGAAAACUAUGAUGCCAAAGCAGACAACGAGUAUGAAGAUGGUAACACACUUUACCAGUACAGUAUCAGUCAUAUAGAAAAAGAUGCUUCCGAUCGAGAUUGGAGAUUAUACCUUAAAGAAAAUGGAAAGGAAAUACCAAAGGAUGUGAAGAGUGUAAUCAAGUCACUCAGAAAUGAAGUUGUGGCUAGAAUAGGGAGAGUUUACAUAGAAGAUUAG
Dujonia railenensis is the source of this 2346-nucleotide messenger RNA. Lineage: Eukaryota; Fungi; Ascomycota; Pichiomycetes; Serinales; Debaryomycetaceae. The record is from the annotation of a GenBank genome assembly.